CACGUGCAAACAGUUUAAAAGUGUCGACGCGCCGUUGAGCUCGUUUGUUGGAUGUUUGGGGGCAGCGAGGACUCGUCCGCAGCUCGUUCUCUGUCGUAGCCAGAGGUUUAUUUCGCUGUCUUAGUAUUUGACAACGAUGUGCUCGUGUUGAGGAUUUUGAACUCCGCUUUAACUUGUUACCCCCCCAGUCAUAAAAAAAAAAAAAAAAAACAGGCCAACAUGCUGCCGGACGCCUUCGGCUGCGCGGUGGCGAACAGGUAUCUCCUGGACGACGACGCCGACCCGUUCGACUUGAUGAGUCAGGUGGAGACGGUGAAGGAGAAGAAGAAGAAAAAGAAGAAGGAGGAAGAGGACAAGAAGAAGCAGAAAAAGCCUGGACAUAAGGAAUCACAGAAGGACAGGCGCCAACCGCUCGCCUCGGAUGGUCAAGACCCGGCUCCAGCUCGUAAGCAGCAGCAGCAGCCAGUGCGUCCUGGACAGGUGAUGGAGGGCGGCGAUGGCGAGGAGGCGCAGAGGGGCAUGAAGAGGGCUGCCUUCGGGGAGCGCAGGGUCCACCAAGAGGAGCACCCACAGGAGUUCUCCAUCUCAAAGCCAUUCUACAGUGCAGACUCUGACUUCAGGGGCAGAGGGGGGAUCAGAGGCAGGAGGGGAUUUAGAGGUGGUGGAGCGGGAGGAUCCACAAGGAGCUCGGACAACUUCAACCCGAGGGGCAAGAGAGAGUACGAUCGACACAAUGGAACAGGUAUCUCCCCUGAGGAGAAGAGAGGAGGCAGAGGGCCCUGGAACUGGGGCUGUGUUGAGGAAACAACAAGUGAAUUAAUGGAGGUGGCAACUGAUGCUCCGGUCAAGUCUGAGGAGCCACAAAUACCUUCGGAGGAAGAGAAUCAGAUCCGUGCAAUGGACGAGGAUGGAGAGAUGGUGGUCCAGGUUGCCAUGGAGAUGAGCCUGGACGAGUGGAAGGCCAUGCAGGAGACUAGUCGCCCCAAGGUGGAGUUUAAUAUCCGCAAAGCAGAGGACCAGAUUCCUUCUAAAGCCAAGGUCAUCCAUGAGUCAAAACACCUGGAGAAAAUGAAGGGGACUGUAGAGGACAUGGACGAGGACGGCCACUUCCUCCGCAAGUCUGUGAACGACAUCACCUGCCUUCUGGACAUCAAUUUUGGGAGCCUUGGACGCCCCAGCCGCGGGGGGCGGGGAAGGGGAGCACGAGGUGGUCCAACUAGUCGCCCAGAGAGAGCUAAACCAAUGAUGGAGAGGCAGGACGAUGAGCUGGCUCCUAACCCAGAUGACCCAGAGGACUUCCCGGCACUAUCAGCAGGAAGAUGACUUAAUUGCCUUCUUGAAACUCCUGCAGGGAAUAAUGGUGGCACUUGACACUUGCUAAGAAAAAAAGAACUGUUUUCAUGUUUCUGCUGUUCUUAAGGUUUGGGGUUUUAUUGUACUGGAUUUAGUUUGUUCUGUUGCACCAAUGGCACUGUUCAGCAUUUGAUUCCUGGAGAAUAAAUGCAAAUUUGCAAAUUUA
Messenger RNA from Acanthopagrus latus (yellowfin seabream), 1519 nucleotides. RefSeq names its product intracellular hyaluronan-binding protein 4-like. The coding region runs from base 220 to 1323 and encodes 367 amino acids. Gene Ontology annotation, cellular component: nucleus; cytoplasm. The transcript is spliced from 8 exons. NCBI's taxonomy places the organism in Eukaryota, Metazoa, Chordata, Actinopteri, Spariformes, Sparidae. Gene Ontology annotation, biological process: positive regulation of RNA splicing; positive regulation of translational initiation. Gene Ontology annotation, molecular function: RNA binding. The record is from RefSeq and is a predicted model, not a curated record.